Molecule: messenger RNA, 1905 nt
Organism: Rotaria sp. Silwood1
Lineage: Eukaryota; Metazoa; Rotifera; Eurotatoria; Philodinida; Philodinidae
Source: the annotation of a GenBank genome assembly
AUGGCUAUAGACUUGAACAAUCUCAAUCUUCGUCGUUGUCGAUUAUGUUUAUGGAAUAAUUAUGCUGGACUUGGUUUUAUUCUCGAACCUGCACCACUACCACCACAUAUUGUGCAACUUGUUGAAUCGAAUAGUCCAGCAGCUGCUGCUGGUCUCAGAAUACGUGAUGUCAUUCUGGCUGUUAAUCAUAAAAAUAUGUGUGAAUCUAGUUAUGAUGACCUAAAAUAUACUAUUAAAAAAGCACGAGGUCAUGAUGGUCAUAUUGAAUUACUUGUUAUCGACCAAGACAUCUAUGAAUUAUUCAAAGAAAAAAACCAAUCGAUCGAUCCUAGACUAGCGAAAACUAUUGAAACACCAUCGACAAUGCCAAUAGAUUAUCAAAACUUUCCAAAACAUCAACCACGCACUUGUGAAAUACAUUUAAAUAGGCACGAUACAUCAUUUGGUUUUCAAACUGUUAAUCCUCUAACAGAUGUUGGUAUAUUAAUUCAAGAAGUAUAUCCGAAUUCGCCUGCUGCUAAAACAUCAUUACGUAAAUGUGAUCGAAUUAUUGAAAUUGAUGAUGAAUUUAUUGAUGAGAUUCCAAGUAGAACUAUCUUAGAAAAAUUACGUACAGCAAAAGAAAAAAGAUAUGUGAAAUUAUAUGUUGUUGAUACGGCGACUUAUGAUUUUUUCCAAUUAAAUAACAUACCAUUAUCAUCAAAGGAAUAUCGACAAAGUACAUUUGCAAGAAGAUGCUCAACAGACUCACGUAUCGGAGAAGAUAAGAUAGCAUCACCAUUAUCAUCUUAUAAAUUCGGAACAAUGAGUGCAUCAUUUAAAAGAGGACUAAUCGAAGUUGAAAUAGGUGAUAUAACAAGACAAAAUGUGGACGUUAUUAUUGUUAGCUCAUCAUCAAGAAUCUUAAGAACAGCAAUAAUAAAGGCAGCUGGUAAUGAAACUCAAGCAGCAUAUGAUCUCGAAUCAAAAAACCAUCCCAAUUUUGUAUUAAUCGCAACACCAUCAGGAGCUCUACCCUGUAAACAAAUAUUCUUUGUUAAAUGGAAACCUGACGAUAAUGAAGAGAUACUUCAACAGUCCCUUGUUGAUCUCAUACAUAUUGUUGUACAAAAUGUUAAAUCAUAUCAGUUUACGUCGAUUGCAUUUCCAGCCAUUGGAUGUGGAAAGCAUGAAUGUUCAAUAGAUAUUGUAGUUAAAACAAUGGUUCUAGAAAUUAAGAAAAAUCUUAUUAAGAGAAAUUUACCAUGGACAGUAAAAUUUGUGGUAGAACCCGACAAAGAAAAUAUUUAUAAUGAAUUUUGUAAACAAAUACUAACAACACAGGAUGGUCUACAUGAACCAAAGAUUUAUCAACUACCAUCAACAUGGGAGAAAUCAAAAGAACAGAAAAUUCGCUUUAGAUUAUCCACCAGGACUAAUGAGUACGCAUCUCUUGCUUCGAAUUUUGAUCAAGCAAUGAAAGAAAACUAUACACAAAUAAUCAAAAUUGAACGAAUUCAAAAUGAACGAUGGUAUAUGCAAUAUUUAGCACAUAAAGAGGAUUUUGAAAAACGUCUAAACAUGGAUACUGAAACAAGUUUAUAUCACGGUUGUUCUGAACAAGCUGCUCAUUCAAUUAGCGAAGACUGUUUUAAUAGAAGUUUUGCUGGAGCCCAUGGAACUAUUUAUGGUGUUGGUGUUUAUUUUUCAUCGAAAGCAAGUUAUAGUCAUAUGUAUACUAGACCAAACAUAAAUGGAGAACGAUGUAUGUUUAUAGCACGAGUUCUAAUAGGAAAAACUACCAAAGGGAAUAGUUCGAUGAAAACUCGACCACUUGGAUUUGAUUCAACUACUGAUGGAAACCAUAUAUUCGUUAUAUAUCAUGAUGCUCAAGCAUAUGCUGAAUAUUUGAUUACAUACAAAUGA